This is a messenger RNA of Cordyceps fumosorosea ARSEF 2679, 1494 nucleotides long. Its product is annotated as sphingosine kinase. NCBI's taxonomy places the organism in Eukaryota, Fungi, Ascomycota, Sordariomycetes, Hypocreales, Cordycipitaceae. The record is from RefSeq and is a predicted model, not a curated record. The transcript has 4 exons. Gene Ontology annotation, cellular component: intracellular membrane-bounded organelle; membrane; cytoplasm. Gene Ontology annotation, biological process: sphingosine biosynthetic process. Bases 1 to 1494 code for a protein of 497 amino acids.
AUGACCAGUAACGGCGCUGUCCAAGCUACCCAGCUAUCGCUCCAACUGGCUAGCGGCAGGUCGCUGACAAUUGAGGAGUCCGAGCUUGUGCUUCAAGACCCCGCUACUGUUGACGACAGGAAGUCAAAAAAAUAUCGCUGCGGACGCCAAACAAUACCACUCUACAACCUCUUAUGGGCCGAAGCCGUCGAGGACAACUUUACGAUAGAAUACGCUCAGUUGUCCGAUAAGUCCUUUCAUGUUGGAAAAUGGACUUUACCGAUAAGCACGACCGACGAGCGGUCUGAAAGCUCCCCCGAGACGUUUGCGACCGAGCUCCGAUCCCGUGCUUACGGCGACGCGCAACAAAGGCGACGCACCUAUGUCCUCGUCAACCCCAACGCCGGCCCCGGAAAUGGUAUCAAGAGAUGGCAAAAUGAGGUAAAGCCAAUAUUCGACGCUGCAAGGAUGGAAAUGGAUAUUGUCUUCUUGAAAAAAGGCGGCGAGGCCAUGGAGCUAGUGGAACAGAUGGACAUUCACAAGUACGACACCAUUAUCCCAUGUUCGGGAGAUGGCACGCCGCACGAGGUCUUUAACGGGCUGGCCAAACGGCCUGACGCCAGACUGGCCCUAUCCAAGAUUGCUGUUGGGCACAUUCCCUGCGGCUCAGGCAAUGCCAUGUCCUGCAACUUGUACGGAUCCCACAAGCCAAGCUAUGCAGCCCUUGCUCUGGUCAAGGGCGUCGUCACGCCUCUGGAUUUGGUAUCGAUCACUCAGGGCAACGCGCGCAUAAUUUCGUUUCUAUCACAAUCGCUUGGAGUCGUUGCCGAGGGCGACCUCGCCACAGAACAUUUGAGGUGGAUGGGCAGCGCACGCUUCGACUACGGUGUCAUUUCACGCGUGUUUCGCAAAAAGGUCUACCCAUGCGACAUUGCGGUGCAGCUCGAGGUAGAAAAGCCUCAGGUUAAGGAGCAUUAUAAGAGGCAUGCGAGCGUACCGAGCCUCAGGAAGGCCGCCGCUGAGCAAGCAGAUGAGGACGAAGGCAAUGGGUUGCCCAAGCUGAGGUUCGGAACGAUAAAGGACGACCUGCCCGUGGGUUGGGAAUUGGUGCCAUACGACAAGGUUGGCACCUUUUACUGCGGAAAUAUGGCCUACAUGGCGCCCGACGUGCACUUUUUUCCCGCCGCCAUGGCGACGGACGGAUGCAUGGACCUGAUCACCAUGAACGGCGACAUCCCCACGUUCAAGGCACUCAAGGCAUUCCUCUCGGUCGACUCGAACAAGUUUUUCGACCUACCGUACGUGCACUACAAAAAGGUAAAGGCAUACCGCAUCAUCCCACGCGACCAAAAGGACGGCUACAUCAGCAUCGAUGGCGAAAAAGUCCCCUUCGAGCCCUUCCAAGCAGAGGUGCACCAAGGUCUCGGCAGGGUCAUUUCCAAGAGGGGCAUGUUUGAGGCUGAAGGCCCGGCCAACUGGGAUAAAGUCACAGUUUCGGAGAGGCUGCACGCAUAG